UUGAAGUUCCGUUCUCUCUUUCCUUUGCCAUUUUCAACCCUCUGCUCUAUCUGUAAAGCUAAUCUGACUCUGUCUUCCCAUUUCCAGCUCUUGUCUGAUUGUAAUACGGCAUUGAGUUUAAGGGAUGAGCCCAAUCAUGCCUUGAACUUUGCCUUUUCAUUGGGAUUUUGAUCUCUACUUCUAUCCUUGCUCCUCUCCCAGAAAUUGGUGCGGUAAUCUGCGUGGUUGAUGGCUGCCUAUAAACUGUUCGUUGUUUUGAUCUUGAGCUGUCUGUUACUUGCCCUCGUUCAAGUGUCUGGGCAGAUUGAGGUUCUGUUAAGUUGUGGAGGUCCUAAUCGGAGCACUGAUGAAUACGGCAGAGAAUGGAGUACAGAUAUUGGGUCUAACUUCCUAAUGAGCAGUGGAAAGUCAUUUACAUCCCCUGCUGAUUCCCAGAAGCCCUCUGUUCCUCAAGUCCCUUGCACGAAUGCCCGGGUUUUCCAAUCUGAGUUCACCUAUAGUUUCCCAGUAUCAUCUGGUAGGAAGUUUCUUCGCCUCUAUUUCUACCCUGCAGUUUACAAUAAGCUCAAUCCCUACAAUGGGAUCUUCUCAGUUAGGGUUGGUCAGUAUACCCUUCUGAGGAACUUCAGUGCUGCACAAACCACUGAAGCUCUGAACUUUGAUUACAUGAUAAAGGAGUUCUCCAUCUAUGUUCCGUCUGGAGCGUUGAAUGUGACUUUCACGCCUUCUGGGAACUAUUCGAACUCUUUUGCGUUUGUGAAUGGGAUUGAGGUUGUUGCACAUCCUGAUAUCUAUAAUACUGAUGAUGGAAGUGCUCUUAUUGUCGGUCAAUCUUCUUCUCUGUUCUACAUUGGCAAUACUACUGCACUUGAGGGUGUUUACCGGUUGAACAUUGGUGGCAAUGUUAUAUCGCCAUCAAGUGAUACUGGCAUGUUUAGGUCAUGGGAUGAAGAUUCGAAAUAUAUAUUUGGAGGCGAUGGGGUCACAGAGACUGCAGAUGAUUACAAUUUGACAAUACCACCCACUUCCAUUGCCCCUGUGGAUGUCUAUAAAACUCUCAGAUCAAUGGGUCCAAAUUCAAGUGUUAAUGUGAAUUCCAACUUAACAUGGUUCUUUCCUGUUGACUCAGGGUUCUUCUACCUUGUCAGGCUCCAUUUCUGCGAGGUCACCAACAUUAUUACUAAACAAAACCAGAGGGCAUUUCAUGUCUACCUGAACAACCAAACUACAGAGCCAGAUGCUGAUGUAAUUGCUUGGGCAGGUAAAAAUGGAGUUGCCACACAUCAUGACUAUGUGGUAUUUUUUCCUGUUGGGGCUCCACAGGUGGAUCUUUGGCUUGCACUACACCCAAAAGCAGGGUCCGAAUAUUUGAAUGCAAUAUUGAAUGGCCUGGAAAUAUUUAAAGUAAACACUAGUGAUGGAAAUCUUGCAGGUCCCAAUCCAAUCCCAGCUCCAAAACAAACAGAGAUUGACCCAUUUAAUCCAUCUUCACUAUCAGGUCGGUCAAAGAAUCGCACAGCAGCUAUUGCUGGAGGAGUUGGAGGUGGAAUUGGUGCCGUCCUUCUUAUUGGAUUAGCCAUUUAUUUUGCCUCUCGUCGUCCUAGACAAAAAACGGACUCAAGUCCAAAUGACAGACCAUCGGGUUGGCUUCCUCUUUCUUUAUACGGGGAUUCUCAUUCAUCUGCUUCUGAAAAGACACACACUACUGGAAGUUAUGCCUCCUCUCUUCCUUCUAACCUCUGUCGCCACUUCUCUUUUGCUGAGAUCAAAGCUGCCACCAAAAAUUUUGAUGAGGCUCUCGUCCUAGGAGUAGGAGGUUUUGGCAAAGUAUACAGGGGAGAAAUUGACAGUGGUACGAAAGUUGCUAUUAAGCGUGGAAACCCGCUCUCUGAACAAGGUGUUCAUGAAUUCCAAACAGAAAUCGAAAUGCUUUCUAAACUUCGCCACCGUCACCUUGUCUCUUUGAUAGGGUAUUGUGAAGAGAAUUGUGAAAUGAUUCUUGUCUAUGACUACAUGGCUCAUGGGACUCUUCGGGAGCACCUGUACAAGACCCAAAAGCCCCCGUUGCCAUGGAAGCAAAGGCUUGAGAUUUGCAUUGGUGCUGCUCGUGGUUUGCACUAUCUUCACACGGGUGCCAAGCAUACAAUUAUCCACCGUGAUGUUAAAACAACUAACAUACUCUUGGAUGAGAAGUGGGUGGCAAAGGUUUCUGAUUUUGGUUUGUCAAAAACAGGUCCCGCUUUGGAUCAUACUCAUGUAAGCACUGUUGUCAAAGGUAGUUUUGGGUACCUGGAUCCUGAGUACUUCAGAAGGCAGCAGCUCACAGAUAAAUCUGACGUCUACUCAUUUGGAGUCGUACUUUUUGAGAUUUUGUGUGCCCGUCCAGUUUUGAUCCCCACACUCCCCAAGGAACAAGUGAGCUUAGCAGAAUGGGCCUUGCAUUGCCAUACGAAGGGAAUUCUUGAUCAGAUUAUGGAUCCUUAUUUGAAGGGCAAGAUUGCUCCAGAAUGCUUCAAAAAAGUUGCUGAGACAGCAGUGAAGUGUGUGUCAGAUGUUGGAACAGAUAGGCCAUCAAUGGGGGAUGUACUUUGGAACCUUGAAUUCGCUCUACAACUUCAAGAGAGUUCAGAGGGGAGUGGCAAUGGUCUCGGUGGAAUGGAUGUUGAGGACAGCUUCAAUGCCACAUAUGAAGCAAAGAGGGAUCCAAAUGCAUCCCCAGGCUUUGAUGUAAGCACAACUGAUUCAAGAAGCAGCGGGAUGACAAUGAGUAUUGGUGGUCGGAGUCUUGCUAGUGAAGACUCGGAUGGGUUGACACCUAGUGCUGUCUUCUCUCAGAUCAUGAAUCCAAAGGGUCGUUGAGUCCUGAAACAGCUUUUCCCCGCCACCAGUUGCCAAUGUGAGUAAUGGGGUAAGGCAGUGCUCUAUCUCCCUUCUUAACAUGUACUGUCUCAUUCUUUUACUCAUAUUUUGCUUUUUGAUAUCUCGAUGUUUUCUCCUUGAAGCCCUUUUGUAAGUUGCAUCUACAGUAAUGAGGUCUAAAGUAUAUAGCCAUUACUGAUGAAGAGCUCGUCCAUUUGAUAUUUUGAUCUUAAGCUUCUUGUAAAAUGAUUAGCUGUUUGUAUAGGGCAUUGCUGGUGAUAUAAAUGUACUACUUAGAAUUCUGUUUAUGCAUUUACCUUCAAAAAACAUGGAACAAAGUCCCAAUAACUCGGCAUUGUUUAGUUUAAAGAUAGUUGUUGCUAUCAUUUAAGGGUGAGAUUUAUUUUAUUUUAUAAUCUUAAUCUGAA
Molecule: messenger RNA, 3287 nt
Organism: Ipomoea triloba (trilobed morning glory)
Lineage: Eukaryota; Viridiplantae; Streptophyta; Magnoliopsida; Solanales; Convolvulaceae
Product: receptor-like protein kinase FERONIA
Exons: 2
Coding region: 229-2859 (876 amino acids)
Biological process (GO): protein phosphorylation
Molecular function (GO): ATP binding; protein kinase activity
Source: RefSeq, a predicted model, not a curated record